GGUAUUGCUGCGCUCUCCUAGCGCAGUGCGAUGUUUGAGGGAUGGGUCUUUUCUCUGGUGGCAGGAUAUCUGGGCAAUUACAUCAAAGAUAUCCAUCGCGAGCAGUUCCGCAUCGGCCUGUGGAGCGGCGUGGCGCUGCUGGAGAAUGCCGAGCUGCGCCUCGAGGCUUUCGAUUACUUGCAGCUCCCCUUCGCGAUCAAGCAAGGCUUUGUUGGGAAAUUAAGGCUCCAAGUUUCUUGGAAAACACUCCUUUGGGAGCCUAUUCUUAUUGCUUUGGAAGAUGUACAUAUAUGUGCUUGUCCUCGUGAUGAAUCAGAGUGGAAUGCCACUGCCGCGGAGAGCAGAGAAUUGGCUGCCAAAAAGGCGAAACUGGCAGCGGCAGAGAUUACAAAGCUCUCCAAACAAGUACCAGAUGAGAAAGUUCGCCAGUCCUUGCUAUCUCAUCUCCUUGCAAAGGUUAUUGACAACAUUCAAGUUACAAUACGAAACAUUCAUAUCAGAUACGUGGACAAGAAAGAUGAUCCAGAGGGUAGCUUUUACUUUGGUGUCAAACUUGCUGGACUCAGUGUUGGUACCACGGAUGCCCGCGGUGCCGGAAAUUCGGCUGCGAAAACAAAAAGUGGUUUUGUUCAUAAGUCCGUGGAGAUCAAUAAGUUGUCCGUCUACUGGAACUCCUCCUCGUCCGCUCCCACUGUUUCCAGGAACUCAACGAGUACGCUUGGCAAUUACCUGAAUAGAUGCUUCGCUAAAAAGGACGAGAAUCUGAGCUACAUUUUAUAUCCCAUGGAUGCGUCAAUAAAGCUUACGGUAAACCGGUCUGCUACAUCAGAUGGUGGCGCUCCACUCUAUGCGUUGGCCAUGAGCAUGGAUAAACUGGAUCUUAAUCUGAGUGAUAGGCAAUUAUACGAGAUGUUUUUACUGAUAGACUCGUUCGAAAUCUCUCGUAUACGAGAAAGAUACGGUCGUUUCCGUCCUCAUGUAGGCUUGUCGACCGAAGAGCGAAGCUCCUGCCACUGGCAACACCUUUGGUGGAAAUAUGCUAUCAAUGCUGUGCUCUCUGACGUGCGGAAACGGCUGCGGCGAAGCUCUUGGAGAUACUUGGCAUGGCGUCUAGAUUGUCGCCGGCGCUAUGUCACCUUAUAUAAAGAAAAGCUUCUGUGCUUUCAAGAAGGCCAGGCUCCAGAAGACGAUAUAAUUUAUGAUCUGGAAGAGCUGGAGAAGGAGCUUGACUUAGAGAUGAUCUCCUCUUUCAGAGAUCUUGCAGAGAGAAAAUACGAACUUGAAGAAAUGCCGGACGAAGACAAUGAGGGACAUAAUCGGGUUUCUGAAUCGGUUAGUCACCCCCGUGGCUGGCUAAAUGUUUUCUCCUUUGGUAUGCUGGGGAAGUCCGCGACUAUGGAUUCUGCGGCGGAAUUUACAGGUCCUUUAUCCGAUGAGAUUAUGAAGGACAUUUACAAGGCCACCAAUUUUCAUCCGGCGCUACUUUUAGAGAACGACUCGUCCAAAGGCUAUUGUCUACUGUCAAUGAAUCUACACCUGAGGCAAGCUGUUGGUCGGCUGGAAAACUCCUGCACGAAACUUGGCAUUGUGGAGGUUGUCACUUCGGGAAUCUUCACUACUUUCCGAAAACUGCAGGAUGUAGCUACUGGCGCUGUUGCAUGCAAGGCUUUUGAAGUAAAAGACGUGUGCACCGAAGGCACCCUUUACCCUCAUGUGGCAAUAUCAAAGGGCAGUUAUUCAAACUAUGCAGCGAGCACACGUGGAAGUUAUGCGGAAGCUGUAUCUUCUCUGUAUAUUGCCAACGGCAAUGGAGCUAGCCAACGCGACGCAGCGAUUCGUAUCGACGUUGAGCUUUCUGAAGAUCUUGGUGUCAAGGUUUCGGUUUGCAUGAGGCCAUUCGAGGUCAUUUACAGCCGUAGCGUUUCUGAAGGCUUACUUAAUUUCCUCAAACUUCCGACUUCUUGUGAAGCAGAGGAGUUCUACACAGACGACUCGAGGGAAAUUCAGUCAGCAUUAUUGACGAGGCUUUCUCUAAAUGUUGAUGCCAGAGACGUGGUUUUCAUUAUACCCAACGAUAGUGUUUCUUCAAACUCGGUUUUGGCUAUUCCCUUGGAGUCUAUGCAUUUCUCGAUGGCAAAUAUGAUUGGCUUCCCUUCAAAAGAACAUGGUCAAGCUGUUCUAGCGGCGUCUCAAAAUCAUUUGAAAGAUUUUUCAGGAUCUGUGAUUAAUCACUUUGAAGUGAAGUUGGCUGGGAUACAGGCUCGUUUUGCUAAAGGAACUAAUAGCGGUGAAGAGAGUCGUUUUUGUUGGGUGACCGUGAUGGAUAAGUUCAACGCAGAUUUUGAUAUUAAGAAGAUCAAGGAUUCAUGGGAUACUAGAUGGAAGGUUGACGGAAGUUUGUCAGCAACUACGGUUCUGGUUUCAGCUGUAGUUUACUCCGGCUUGGGAGCCAUUAUAGACGCUGCCGCAAAGCCUUUCUUGCAGUCUCAAUCGCGGAGAGAAGGAAGGGAGUCAACCACGCAACCAAUAUCUGGCGAGCUUUUUAUAAAAAAUGUCAGCGUACAGCUUGUUUUAAGCGACGAAGGAUCAAUUGCUUCCGUGAAAGCUAUAUCUUUGCACAUUGAACCAUUGAAACUAAGGUUUUCCAGCGAUGCACUGCAAGAUAAGUUCGCGUUGUUGGCUGGAAAACUGUACAUGGAAAAUAUGGAUUCACAGAGCCUGGAUAGAUGCCUGUUUUCGACUCUCAACGACAGUAAUGGACUGUCUAUUACAAUUACAAGGAAUUGGAAUGAAGGUGGACCAGUGAGAUCGGCAUUAAUUUUACAAGACGCUGAGUGCCAUAUCCAUCGAAACGUGAUUGCCGCUUUGACUGGGUUUGUGCUCGAGAUUUCUGAACUUCGGCCGACUGCAACCGGUGAAAGUUCUCUUCAUCAAGCACCGUUUUCUCUGGCCUUACAACUUGACAACGUUUCGUUCUUGAUGCACGACGUCUAUGGCGUUCUUGCUACGUUGGUACUAUCAAAGUCAGAGUUUUUUAUGCUAUCUUCCGCUCCAGAAGACUGGGAGCUUGAAGGCAAAGCCUCCGACCUUCAGAUUUCCGCACCAGAGUUUGCUACACACGGCAUGAACGGUAUUCCUUUCCGUCGCCUCAACUCUCAACAGCCAUCAUCUAUUCAUCUGAGCGUGGUUAAAAAGAGUCUUCCUUUUCCAACUCUCGAGAUUCAGGCAGACCUCGAAGGCAUUGAAUGCAUUCUGCACAGCGACUACUUGGUGCUCCUUAUCGGAUUCUUUCGAUCUUCCGAGUGGAAAUCUACUUACGUCUCAGCACCGGCAGUCGAGCCUACACAACUAUCUGUUCCUUAUCAGGUGAAAGUAAAGAACUCUGUGCUGAUAUUACCGAUUGGAGGAGGACACCACUUCGACAUUGGUAUACCCGAGUUCUGCUUUUCAUUUGUUCCGCUCAAGUUGACGGGGAAUUUCCGGAAGUCACAUCCGGAGUGGUAUAGCGUGGAGGAUGCAAGCGACAGCCCAUUCAAGCUGUUUUAUAUCAGGGGAAGACAACUUACACUAUCGAACUACGGUUUGGAACCGUGGAGCGGCGAUAAAUGGUUUAUGCCAUUGAUCGAUAUGUUAACGGGUGACAUUCUGAUUGAAGCUCCAGACACUAGCGACAGGAGAAACAAGUUGACGAAUAUACAUAUCAAGUUUCCAGUUAUUCAACUUUCUUGCAUAGGACACGCGCUUCACAGACAAAUUGAGUGGGUUGAUUUUCUGUCGAUGGAGCUAGCUUCUGUGGGAUGGAAGUCCCUGCAUGCCACGGAUAUUUGGGAAGGCAUCAUUUCGGGAAAGCCGUUCAUAGUAACGCAGACGGCUAAAAGCAAGCCUUCUUUCAACUUACAGUGGCAUAACGAUCAACUUACGAGUUCCUUGAAACUGUCGAGAAAAGGAGAGCCCGGUCUACUUGAUACUGUGGCAGUUCUGGAAGCAAGAAGCACUACCGCCGCAUAUAGUGUUGAAGCAGGAGUUUUUCAGCACUUCGGGCUGAAACUGGACAACGUCGUCAUCUUCGAUCCUAGUUACAAGCUGAAAGAUGGCAACGUAAGGAGAAAACUGGUGGUGAGUGUGAAAUCAGAGACUUCGAACAUUGCGAUCGAGGCGCUGCCAUUAAAUCCGUCGAAAAUCCAAGUGGACAUUCUGGUCCCUCGACUGGAAGUGUGGCUACGCUUUUCGUCGUGGAACAAGAUAAUCUCCUGGAUGUUCGUAUGUAUUCCGCUCGACACAACACCAAGUAUUCCAGCAGAUACUGUGGCCGUGUUACUUGAGAUGGGAACGACGGUUGGCAGCGUACUUCACUUGAAAACUACAGUUCCUUCACUUAUGUUUUUUCUGCCGGACUGCAGCUCAGAAAAUCAGAGAUUGACAGAAGAAGACGAGCUGGGCAAGGCUGUGCUGUUCACCUCCUCCUUUUUUAUCGACGAGUUCGAGGUUCUCGAUUCCAGAUGCACCUUUUCAGCUCGCUUUACACAAGUGAAAGCAGAGACAAAGACGAGACAGCUCUCGGGUUAUCCUUGCCUGGCAACUGCUAAUAUUCAUAUCGGAGGAGCAUUUUUUUUGGAAUUCCCUGUUCCUUCUCUCGCACUUACUGCUUGUGUCGACUCCAUCGACUGCUGGUGCUCGUAUCCUAUUCUUCAGUUUCUCAACGCUUUUGAACUCGAGUCUAGUAUUGAGGAAGAAGAGGAGAGUCUGCUGCUCGAGUAUAAAGUCGGCUUGAAAGCGGAGAUUCUAAUGCUCUCGUUGCUGCUAACGGACGGUCGGUGGAACUAUAACUGUCCUCUUAUGGAAGUGAUUUUUGAGAAAACAUUUUUGGAGCUAUCUUUUAGUCGGGGAAGUGUCGACAUUCUGGCGUCGACUGUCACAGAAAUAAGCUACCACAACAUUGAGAAGGUUGUGUGGGAACCUUUCCUUGAGCCAUGGAGGUUUACGGGUAGCUUUCAUUUCGCUGAGUCUGCCGCAAAAGUGGAGAUAGAAUCGGCGAAUAAUCUCAAUAUCAACGUGACAGAAGCUUUGUCGCAGGCAAGCACUCGGGCUUUAGAAAUGAUUACCUCCAACCGGAUACUGGACUUACAACGUCACGUAGUGGAGAGCUUACAACAGAACGUUUUCUCCCAGUAUGCGCCAUACUGGUUCCAGAACGAUACAGGCAUGACGGUCUCAUACUCUCUCAUCUGGCCUGGUUGGAAUGGAGAUAAGAGCCUAGAGAACGAUUCAACUUGGCAAUGGCGAACGGUUCUUGCUGGGUCAUCGGUACCUUUGUUUGUGAGUGAAGACGAAGGUUCUAUACGUUACAAGAAAAAGGCUCGCUGGAUCUCCAGCCGGGUUUCGGAACAAAAGAAAAUUGGACUCAUGUCACAUCGAAGAAUACGAGUCCGUCUUGAAGGGACGUCCGGAGCUUCUCUUCCUAUGUCCAUCGACUUAGUUGGCCGCCGAGCUUUCGAAGUUUCAUUCUCGGGCAAAGAAACCGACAGAAGCGAUGAGGGGAAGCAGUUCAGCACGCAUGCCGUGCUUGAAGUUUCUCUUCAACAUCAUAGCAAGCUUAUAAGAUUGCAUUCGACUGUUACUGUCGCGAAUUCUACGUCUGUUCCUAUGGAAGUUCGUCUGGAAAUACCUUUCGGCAUUGCUCCGAAGAUAAUGAACCCGAUUCUUCCCAGUGAAGUCAUCCCGCUCCCUGUUCACCUGGCAGAAACCGGCCGCAUUAGCUGGCGUCCCUACAAGAAGGAUUAUCUUUGGAGCGAAGCACAACCUUUGUCAAAGUUGCUAUCGACGAACUAUCGCGGGGCGUCACAGCGACCAUUCGUCUGCUAUCCAGCUCGGCCCAGCCAAGGUCCAUUCCGCUGUUGCGUCAGUGUGGAGGAGAAGGAAGUGUCGGCUGCAAUAUAUGCUUCAAAGUCUUCGUCAGACAAGCUUCCAGUAACCUCAGAGCAGUCAGCAGGAUGGAAGAUGUGGAACGUUUUGCUUCAGGCUCCACUUGUUAUUAUGAAUUGUCUUCCAUGCGCCAUGGACGUGAUCGUCGAAAGUGGUGCUGGAGUGAAUGCUCAUACGUCCAUCCCAAAGGGCGAUUCUGGCUUCUUUUACGAGGUGGACGUCGUGCAUGACCUGAACAUAAAAGCUACUAUCUCUAGCUUCUUACCGAGAACUGUCAAGUUCGGACGCGCUGCAUCUAGAGAUAGAGUGGAAAGAACAGAAAGGCCUAUCAACGAUGAAAUGACCAUCUUUGAUCCCGAAAAUCCUUCAGGUCUUCCUGUUUAUGCACGGGUUGAUAAGGUGACGGAUCUCAGAAGCGGGGCACGCAGACUCUCUUUGAUCGUUCCUUACUGGAUUUACAACUGCAGCGGGUUGAACUUAUCUUUUCUGGACGGGGAAGUGGACGUACAUGUCGCCAAAGAGCAGAGCCUUCCUGAUACAUACAGCGCCGGAGGCACAGCAGCUGCGACGGAAGCUCAGGGUAUACAGUCGCUUAUCGCGACUUCCACCGGCCGAAAUCAAUCUGGCCGAAUGCUCUCGCACUUGCCUUCGUGCAAAAUUUUUACUCCAGCGGCAGAAACAUCACCAGCAGCCGCUGACAGUCAUUGCAACGAUUCCGUUCUGCCGCUUGCACGCAUAUAUUCUCCCACUACUCGCGAAGUUGGUGAAAGCAAAAUGCGGUUACGUGCUGCUCAACUUUUGGAGUCUACCACACCAUUUUGGUCGCAACCAUUUCUACUCGAUCCACCGGGUGGGAAUGCUCCUAUAGUCAUUCCCAAACCGACUGGUAAAGGGGCAUACGUUCUUUCGAUCACCUCUAUCCCUGCAAUGGGAAGCUGUUCAGGGAAAACUAAAACCGUAACUUUCAGGCCAAGAUUUGUUCUGGCAAACGCAUCUCGACAAGAUAUCUGUUUUAAGCAGCAAGGCACUGAUAUUUUUUAUCCCCUAGCUGUUGGACAAAACAUUAACGUCCACUGGACUGAUACAACCAGAACUCUGCUGUUGUCUUUGCGGUACAACGAGCACGGCUGGGAUUGGUCUGGCGGAUUUGCACUUGAUCGGCUUGGAGACACCCAAGUUAAAGUUUACAACCAUUUGACUGGUGUGAAAGAGAUGCUUCGGGUGGUGGUCAGCGACGCAAAUGCCGCGGGUGACAGCAUUGGUUCGGGAAAUGACAGGCUCGGGACGUUCUAUAUCAUCGUGACAAAUGAUGAAACAGGCUUCAUGCCUUAUCGAAUCGACAACUUUUCGAAGGAGAAGCUGAGAUUCUACCAGAAGAAGUGCGAGAAAACUGAGAACGUGUUGCAGCCUUAUAGUUCGUGUGACUAUGCUUGGGAUGAGCCUUGCCUGCCUCCACAGCUUGUCAUUGAGGUUCCAGGCGAAGGAACUCUUGGAACAUAUCCACUGGACGUUGUCAAGUCUUAUCCGUCCAUCCAGUUCCAUGCUUCUGGACAGAAACCAGAGGGCCGUUUUGUUGUUUCUGUGCAUGCAGAGGCUUCAAGAAGAGUCCUUAGCGUUGUCGACUUACUUCUCCAUACCACAAAGGACUUACGAAUGCUAAAUCCUCGCAUAGAAGAGACUUUCAGAGAUUCCAGAAAGGGUUCUUCACAAGAUUUUUCUUUGAAACUGGCAUCUAUCGCAAUCUCGCUUGUGGACACCACUCCCCAGGAACUUGCUUUGGCAUCAGCUAGAGGCUUUGAGUUGCAGUUUUUCCAAACUCAGUUGGAGCAGAAGAUGAAAAUGGAAAUCGCAUUGCUGCAAGUCGACAACCAACUCCGCCAUGCCAUUUAUCCCGUCCUACUUUCUACGGCGAAGUCUUCGGGCAUCUUGAUGAGAGACAUAAUAAGCAGUGAAUGGAACUCGUCUCGACAGUUAGCACAGGAGAAGAGCGAGAACCCCGCACUCUCUGCUAUUGUCUCAAAAUGGAGGCAUCCAAUCGGCUCGGUUCAUUGCUACCAAUGCAUCUACUUGAGCAUUGCUCCAUUGCGUCUACAGUUGGAAGAACGCAACUUAACCUGCCUGUUGGGACUUUUCAAAGGUCUUUUUGUUGGAGGGUCUGCUACGGGAACCGAGAAAUCUAUGUCUUUCAAGUUACAGCGCUCCGAAUGGGGUAGUUCUUCAAACGUUCUGAGCAGCUUGAGAUUCGUCGAGACGAUGGAGCCUAUUGAGUCUUACAAAACAUGGCCCGAUAAUGCCGCAGUAGAGCCUGCCAAAGGUCCGACACAGAAGCUCAUCAUCUCUGUCAAGCAGAGGAGGAAGGUCUACGUUGAGGCUUUUCAUAUCGACCCGCUGGAGCUUACUGUGAGCUUUUCAAGCAUUCCCUGGCUUCCGAAGGAGAGCCGUGGUGUAGCUGCACAGUCCCUGUUAUGGGUGACAGGAUCGUUGGUACAGAGACGUCUGAUUGCUUUGGCCGAUGUGGAAGGAGCACCUAUUCGUCUUCGUCAUUUAACGUUGGCACAUCCCAUGGCCAAUUGGAACUCAAUCCUAGGAAUCAUACAGCGUCACUAUACUCGCCAGCUGCUUCACGAACUCUACAAGGUUCUUGGCUCGGCGGAUGUUUUCGGGAAUCCAAUGAGCUUUUUGAGAAGCCUUGGAUCUGGUGUGUGGGAUUUCGUUCACGCUCCUGCCACAAGCAUCAGACAGAAUCCGGGACAAAUUGUACAGGGUGUUACAGUAGGAACGAGGAGUUUGUUUAGAAAUACAGUUUUUGCAUUUAGCAAUGCAGCCACGCAAAUGAGCAAGGCAGCUCGCAAGGGAAUGGCGGCUCUGGCGCUUGAUCAAGACUACAUGAACGAAGGCGAGAACCAGUGGUCUCGAGACAGCAGCAUUGUCAACGAGUUUUUGGAGGGAUUGACAGGUCUACUCCAAUCCUCCGUGAGGGGGGCAGAGAGGCAUGGAAUUCCUGGCGUCUUUUCAGGAAUGGCUGUCGGUGUGAUAAGAGCCGUGGCCAGACCGGCGGCGAGUAUGCUCGAAGUGGCUGGAAAAACAGCUCAAAGCAUCCGAAACAGCAGCCAGCCUUCCCAGCCGAGAAUCAUGCGCCUCAGGCUUCCUCGACACCUCGAGCCAGGCUCGCCACUUCUCCCAUAUUCGUGGAACGAGGCACUUGGCACGGCGGUUUUGCGAGAAGCCGACGAUGGCCGAUUCAGAGAAGAGACAUACAUAACAUGCCAGCCUCUCUUCGAGCGCGGUGUGUUCGUUCUCCUCACGGAGAACUUGCUCGUCCAAGUCAAGAGCACCAGCGGGGAGGAGCUGGAGUCGAGCGGCUGCGAGUGGAGCCUGCUGUCGGAGAACAACGUGGAGGACAUUUUGUACAUAUAUCGGGAGGAAAACAAUCUGGACGUGCUGUUUUGCUCGCCAAACGCGCUGCUGGCGAGCAAGGUAAGCCAGCAGUACAGGGGUGGCGGCAGUAGCAGCAGUAGCAGCAGCAGCAACAGAUUUGCGCCGCCAUCACCGUUCAGAAACGUGACGCUGCAUCUCAACUCUUGCGAGUCGACGGAGGAAUUCCACUCGACGCUGGUACACUUGCUGAGACGCAAACAGACGACGCGGCUCAUAGCCUCUAUGCGAAGAGAAUAAGGCUUCCGACAUGAAGUUUGUUGCCUGUAAUCUUCUCUGAAAGAAAAUUUAUAAUUUUUGUCUUGGCAAACAAUUGGCCAGCAAAUGCUGUGCUGCCAGGUGUUGAAA
Selaginella moellendorffii is the source of this 9705-nucleotide messenger RNA. RefSeq lists its product as uncharacterized. The record is from RefSeq and is a predicted model, not a curated record. Gene Ontology annotation, cellular component: extrinsic component of membrane. Bases 31 to 9597 code for a protein of 3188 amino acids. The transcript has 46 exons. NCBI's taxonomy places the organism in Eukaryota, Viridiplantae, Streptophyta, Lycopodiopsida, Selaginellales, Selaginellaceae. Gene Ontology annotation, biological process: protein targeting to vacuole; protein retention in Golgi apparatus.